GACUCAUUGUCAGAUAUAUAAGCAGAGAGGGGCAGCAGCACAUCAGUUACCAACGUUGGUGAAACCCUCGACUGUCGGCUUCAGAGUAGCUUUUCAACGCCUACAAGAAAGCAAGAUGAAGUUGGCCGUGGUAUUCCUGGUGCUGUCCAUGGUUGUGCUAAUGGCUGAACCUGGAGAAGCAUUUUUCAGACAUUUUGUGCGACGUAUUGUGGGACAUUGUACUAUCUGGGGAAAGAAGAAGGAAGCGGAACAAGCUGACCAGCAGAAACUGGACCAGCAAAAAGUGGACCAGCAGAAACUGGACCAGCAGAAACUGGACCAGCAAGAACUGGACCAGCAGAAACUGGACCAGCAAGAACUGGACCAGCAAGAACUGGACCAGCAGGAACUGGACCAGCAAGAACUGGACCAGCAGCAGAUGGACCAGCAGCAGAUGGACCAGCAGCAAAUGGACCAGCAGCAGAUGGACCAGCAGGACAAAGACCAGCUGCAAAUUCAAAAACGUUCAUUUCAGCAACACAAGGCUUUGCAGCGUCAUUAGGCAACGACCCAAAUAUAAUUUGGGUCAAAUUGCCCGACCUGUUUACAAAAUAAACAUGCAUUUUGCUUUUCCUGAAGGAUUUUUGCUGAAUUGAUUUUGAUAUAGUCAAUUGAUAAAUAAAAAAUGGCUUGGCAGCAGAAUAAA
Molecule: messenger RNA, 685 nt
Organism: Xiphophorus maculatus (southern platyfish)
Lineage: Eukaryota; Metazoa; Chordata; Actinopteri; Cyprinodontiformes; Poeciliidae
Product: A-kinase anchor protein 2-like
Exons: 3
Coding region: 116-541 (141 amino acids)
Biological process (GO): defense response to bacterium
Source: RefSeq, a predicted model, not a curated record